AUGUCCAAGCUCUCCCCUUCCCUCAAGGGCCUCAUCAACGCGCCCUUUGCGCGCCCCGGCCAGACGCCCGCGCCGCGCAACAUUGAGGCCGUCUACACCAAGAUCGCCGACGAGGCUCGCGAGAGGAAAUACGGCGAGAAGCCGUGGCUUGCGCUUUCUGCCGCAGCAACAUUCACCCUCAACUCGCCCUCCUCCUUGGAACCUCUGCUCACACUUGCCUCGUCCCGCCUUUCCAACUUAUCAUCGAACGCCACCUUGGAAUCCGCCGAAUUCAUCCGCGAAAUCGGCCUCAAAUGCAUCUCCUUCAACGGCAUCCCGCGCACCAUCAACAGUCUCAACGCCUUCCGCUCUUUCCUCUCCUCCGCCCACCCCCAGCUCUCUUCUUCCCUAUCUACCACGCCCUCCCGACAAACUACACCCCAAAAUAUUUCCUCCAUGCACGCCCGGGGUCGUCAGCUCUGGGAAUCGGUGUAUACACCCCUUGAUGCAAAACUAGAAGCCAAGCUAGCUGAGGCGCACCCUGACCUACCGGUGCAUAUCCUUGGCAGCCAUUAUGGGCCGUUGCUUAGUGACCCCCCUUCUGGGGAUAGACAUGGGCUGGGAAGUGUGGGACGGAGCUUAACCAGCGUCGUGGCUAUUGCGUGUUUGCGGGCGCAGACGGGUGUUGGGCCGCAGGUUUUGAGCCAUGUGUUUGGGUUGAGGAAGGCGGGCAUCGAGAGAUUGGCGAGUGAUGAAGGGUGCGAGUGGAUUUUGAAGAGCGUGGAUGCGAUUAGUGCGGCGAUGGCGCAGGAUAACGCGGCGGGAGGGGCCGGGGGAGGAGGGUUUGCGACGCCCAUGACGGGGACGGGGAUGGGGACGGGGAGGAAGAGGGAGAGUAAGCUUUGA
Molecule: messenger RNA, 885 nt
Organism: Sordaria macrospora k-hell
Lineage: Eukaryota; Fungi; Ascomycota; Sordariomycetes; Sordariales; Sordariaceae
Source: RefSeq, a predicted model, not a curated record